Alnus glutinosa is the source of this 1312-nucleotide messenger RNA. Its product is annotated as exosome complex exonuclease RRP46 homolog. Lineage: Eukaryota; Viridiplantae; Streptophyta; Magnoliopsida; Fagales; Betulaceae. Gene Ontology annotation, cellular component: cytoplasmic exosome (RNase complex); nuclear exosome (RNase complex); nucleolus. Gene Ontology annotation, biological process: nuclear mRNA surveillance; poly(A)-dependent snoRNA 3'-end processing; rRNA catabolic process. The record is from RefSeq and is a predicted model, not a curated record. Bases 277 to 1008 code for a protein of 243 amino acids. The transcript has 9 exons.
AUUUUGUAUUUUGCCGUUUAUAAAAUCAGCUCCGCCGCCCUUCGAGGGAGAGACUGAGACGCAUAGAGAGAUCCAGCCCGCGAGAGAGACGAGGCAGACAGGCAGAGAGAGGAACUGAUCCGCGACGUUGAGUGAGAGAGAGAUAGAGAGAGAGGACUGGGCUUUGGCGUGGUUGGCGGUGCUUCCACCCCAGUCCGGCCGGUGGUCAGCUUUGGUAGGCUCAGUUUCGGCUAGGGCCAUAGCACCGGAUUUCUCUUCCCCAUCAUUAAUUAGACAAUGGAAAUAGAUAGAGUAGAUGGGCGUACAGCGAACCAGUUGAGACCACUCGCUUGCUCCCGCAACAUCCUCAACCGUGCCCAUGGCUCUGCCAGCUGGUCUCAGGGAGAUACCAAAGUUCUUGCUGCAGUUUAUGGACCAAAAGUUGGAACAAAGAAGAAUGAAAACCCUGAGAAGGCUUGCAUUGAAGUGAUUUGGAAGCCUAAAACAGGGCAGAUUGGAAAACCUGAAAAGGAGUAUGAGAUGAUAGUGAAGAGGACUUUGCAAAGCAUUUGCGUUUUGACUAUCAACCCUAAUACCACCACAUCAGUUAUUGUUCAGGUUGUCAAUGAUGAUGGUUCUCUUCUCCCAUGUGCCAUCAAUGCAGCAUGUGCUGCUCUUGUAGAUGCUGGAAUUCCUCUAAAGCAUCUUGCGGUCGCAAUUUGUUGUUGUUUAGCAGAUAGUAGAUAUGUCUUACUGGAUCCCACCAAGCUAGAAGAGCAGAAAACGAAAGCAUUUGUAUAUUUGGUCUUUCCAAACUUGACUCUUUCUGUCAUAUCGGAAGGAUCAUUAAAGGUGGAAGGGGAGCCAGUGGAACAGGCAAUUAUUACUUCUGUUACCCAAGGUGCAAUGUCAGUGGAUGAUUAUCUUCACUGUCUUGAACGAGGACGUGCUGCUAGUGCGAAGAUGUCUGCUUUUCUCAGGAGGAGCUUGCCACCGCAAAUCCCUAGUGACUCAUCUAAAGCUGGGUGAUUUCAAAUGUUAUUGGGAGUAAUCUACAGACAAUGUCAAUGGAAGUUUUACUGGUGCUGGUUUUUAAGCCAAUCCUUUCUAAAUGUUGGCGGUUGUACCUGAUGAAAAGGAGGCCAUAUGUGAAGGAUAUGCAUGUAACAUUUGGCUGGGUGUAUAACCCCACUGGUAGGUGGGUUUUUAAUCCCACAGUUGGUUUUCCUGACGAAAUUGUAAUUGUAGGUUCAAUUUAUAUGAAGAAUUAAUAUAUUCUACAUCUUGUUCUCUCCCCACCCCAUUUUUUGUAAGUAUGUUCCCCUUUUUCUCA